Synchiropus splendidus (mandarinfish) is the source of this 1640-nucleotide messenger RNA. It is a transcript of the gene cuedc2, whose product is annotated as CUE domain containing 2. The coding region runs from base 160 to 1008 and encodes 282 amino acids. The record is from RefSeq and is a predicted model, not a curated record. The transcript has 9 exons. NCBI's taxonomy places the organism in Eukaryota, Metazoa, Chordata, Actinopteri, Syngnathiformes, Callionymidae.
GUGACGUAGUUACGUUUUAAAUCGUGCGGGAGCAAACUGGGGUGAACCGUGACCGCUGCUGCGCUCGGCAGCUCUCCGCCAAAGCUUUUCUGGUGAAUAAAACCACCUUCAUGUCCACUUAAAUCAGAGCGUCUCAGAUCCGCGCUGCCAGGACAAGACAUGGACCUGCACAAGAUUAUCCAUGCUGCGCUGCAUGAGUUUAUUCAGGCUUACAUCCCUGAUGCAGAUUUGAGCACUCUGGAUGAUGUUCUUCUGUCGUACAUCACUGGAGUCCUGGAGGAUCUUGGCUCGCAGCAGAGUGUGGAGGAGAACUUUGAUGUGGAGGUCUUUGCAGAAAUGCUCGAAGCUUACAUUCCAGGGUUUGCAGACAUUGACAGUGUCAAAGUCUGUGAGAUGAUGUUCAGCCUGGCGUCUAAAUUGGCAAACGCUCGGUCGGCAGGUGGUGAGGAAAACUGUGAGCCAAAGACAAAUGACAGUCUAUUUAAAAUCUCCUCACUGAGCAGCACGGCUCAACCUGGAGGGGAACUGCAGUGUCUCCAAAGGCAGACAGAGGGCGCUACUGCCAAGCUUCCAGUGUCAGAGUGGGAAAGUCAGGAGCAGCACCUGCUGGAGAUGUUUCCUAAAUGUAGCCUCUCAGAGGCUCGCAGUGCUCUGUCUAUUGCUAAGGGCGACAUGGAGGAAGCGGUGCGGCUCAUCAUUGAAGGGGACGUGCAACUGAGCCCCACUCCUCUCGAGGUGAACAAUGGGAAGAGCAUCGCGUCACUGGCGGAUGAGAAACUGAAAGAGAGCAUCCUUGAGAAGUACAUGCUGGUCGACAGCGAAGAAGAUAAAAAGACACACCGGCCCGUCGCCCCCAAAGAUGCCCCCAAAAAACUGGUCCGUUACCACGGUAACCAGGUGGUGACAACCAAAGGGGAGCGCUACCAACUGGUAAAGAAGGACGAGACCGAGGACAUGAAGAAGACGUACGUGAACCUCAAGCCGGCGCGGAAAUACAGGUUCCAUUGAUGACAAGCAGCUACUGAGUCCCUGAGUUUACAGUAUUUAUUUUAAUUUUGGCCUUAUAUUCUGUUGGAUAUUCACAACCCGAAGUACGUGAGCGUGCCUGUGGCUUCUUUUGGGAGAUGUUUUAACCAUUAUCUGCCUUUGUUAAAGAUGUGGUUCAGUUCUUUCUUAACGGAGGUUUAGGCAUUUAGCGUCGCAAAAUAGUGGGACUGUUGUGACUUGUGUUUGCGUAGCUGCUUAUACUGGAUAGCUCAGCAGGUCUGACAGUGCACUGGCUCCUGAGUUCUGUAAAUAUUACCAUGAAUAAUAAUAUUUUUCUUACAUGCUCUGACUAUAGCGUGUUCUCUGUAACUCUAUGGUGCUGUAGACUGUCUUUUAGAUAAACCCUCCAUGUAAAUAUUGAUGCCCAUUUCAACAGAGAAGCAGCAGAUGUGGUUACUCGCAACAUGUAGAUAGUUUAGAAAUGUAACAUCGGGGGAACCGUCGAGUGUCGUUCUGCAACCACAUGAUAUUUUUGACAGUCGUUAUAUUUUCAUAUUAAACACUCAACUUGAAUCAAACUUAAAACAGCACCAGAGCUGGACUGAUCUCGACUUUGCUAAAAUCUGAUUCAGUAAAGUUCAAAAUUCUGUAAA